AGUCAUAGUAUCAUGAGACUUUUUUAAAGUCAUAAUAUUGUGAGACUUUUAAAGUCAUAGUAUUGAGACUUUUUAUAGUCAUAGUAUCAUGAGAGUUUUUUUUAAAGUCAUAGUAUCAUCAGACUUUCAGGCAAGACGACAUACUUAUGAAAAAGCUCUUAUCGUUUAAAUGAUUCAAAUCCACACAACAUGCUAAUUUUCCAUCUGAAUCAAAUGAUGUGCAUAAACGACAGGAGGAUGAGAUUUUGUGUGGAGGAUAAAUCUAUAAUUUAUUUACUCUGUUCAGAGUCACAUGAAAUGCUGCUCUUCACACACAUGUCACUGUGUUCUUAUCAUUUAGAGAGAAACAACAGUCAUGUCCAUUAAAAAGCAGCACGGGAAGGAAGUUAAAGCAGAAGCAGAAUAAGGCAGCCAUGAUGCCACCGGCGUUAACCAGCACAAACUAUGAUUACGACUAUGACACGGUGAGGCCGUACUUCUUCUUGGACGGCGAGGCGGACGACUUCUACCCUCCAUGUCACCAGCUCCUCCCAGGUCCCGGCGAGGACAUCUGGAAGAAGUUUGAGCUUCUGCAGACGCCUCCUCUGUCCCCCAGCCGCAGGCCGUCGCCAUCUGACCCCCCACUGUCCGCUGCCAAUCACCUGGAGGCGGUGUCCGACCUGCUGGACGAGGACUGUGGCCCGUCCACGUCCUUCCUCCAGUCCUUCGUCAUCCAGGACUGCAUGUGGAGCAGCAGCUUCGCCGCCGCCACCAAACUUGAGGAGGUGGUGUCGGAGUGGCUGGUGUCGCUGCGGUCACGCCGAGACUCCUCCUCCUCUGACGGGGUCACUGAGGGUCAGGUGGGUGGGUCUCAGGUGAGCACAGACAUGACGGCAGCAGACUGCGUCGACCCAUCUGUGGUGUUUACCUCCGAGCCGGACAGUGAAUCAGAAGACAAAGAGGAUGAAGACGUCGACGUGGUGACGGUGAACGGGCCAAAGGCGUCGAGGCCGGCAGACUCCGCCCCUCUGCUCCUGACUCGCCCUCACGUCGACAUCCACCAGCACAACUACGCUGCCCAGCGGCCCACAGCACUGCCUGUCGUCAGACCGCUCGGGUCAGAGGUUGCCUGCAGGAGCCCACGGUCGGACAGCGAGGGUGGAGACGACAGACGCAGGACGCACAACGUGCUGGAGCGGCGGCGGCGCAGCGAGCUGAAGACGAGCUUCUCCACUCUGAGGGACCUGAUCCCGGUGCUGGCCAAUCAGGACAAAGCAGCCAGAGUCGCGAUCCUGAAGGAGGCGACGGAAUUUAUUGCAAAGAUCCGAGGGGAGGAGUGUCGACUGCGGACGAUGAAGGACAAGCUGAGGAAGACGAGUAGGGAGCUGCGACGAAGGCUGCGGCGGCUCCAAGCUUCACGUUAGCUCCACGUUAGCUUUACGAAGAAGUCACGGGACAAUAUUUAAAAAAUCUCAGAUGAUCGGGAUUAUCUGACCAAAAUAAGCAACAAUGUUAUUGUUUUCAAACGUCACCAAACUCACUGUGUCACUUUAUGUCACACUUGUAUUUAUUUAUUUAUUUGUUUGUUUGUUUAUUUUAUCUUCUGUGGGUUUGUAUCUGUUUGUCCACAGACGCACAGAACGUGUUUGCAAUUGCCAAAAAACAUAACUGUGUCGUAAAAUAGCUAUUUACAGAAAAAUCGCAUUAUUAUUAUUUUUUAUCGCAGAUGUUUUCGAUGUGAAGUCUGAACGAUUUUCAGUUAUUUUGAUCAACUUCUGAACAAAUGUGACCUCGUUUCAUCUCUUCAUUUAUUUAUAAUGAUCAGAUGUUCAACGACUUCGAUUCUAAUCCUUAAAUGCACCACAAAUAAUGAUUCAAUGUAACGGCAAUGCGGCGCCGCCUGCUGUGUGUUUGAGGAUCUACACUAACCAGUGUUGCACUGUUUCUCUUUGUAAUUCUGCACUUUUUUUAUUUCAUUUGUUUUUAAAUGCGUUUUUGUACAAAACUCUGACGUUUGAGUAGAAAAGUAAAUUUAAUGCAGCAGAGAUUUGACCCGUUUCUUCCUGUUAAACAAUAAACAGCCUCCAGUUUAA
This is a messenger RNA of Solea senegalensis (Senegalese sole), 2072 nucleotides long. RefSeq names its product MYC proto-oncogene, bHLH transcription factor b (gene mycb). The transcript has 3 exons. The record is from RefSeq and is a predicted model, not a curated record. The coding region runs from base 414 to 1403 and encodes 329 amino acids. Gene Ontology annotation, biological process: regulation of transcription by RNA polymerase II; positive regulation of cell population proliferation. Lineage: Eukaryota; Metazoa; Chordata; Actinopteri; Pleuronectiformes; Soleidae. Gene Ontology annotation, molecular function: RNA polymerase II cis-regulatory region sequence-specific DNA binding; DNA-binding transcription factor activity, RNA polymerase II-specific; protein dimerization activity.